AUGCUCGCCGGUGGCAUUGAUGGAGUCGUCCUGGUCUGCGCACUGGCAGCAUUUGCAGUUGCCCAGAAGGAUAUAGGUGUGCGUGGAGGCGCGCUCUCCAGCUCGCUGCGAUUCGAUGGCCCCGUCCUUCACGAGGGCUUACUGGGUGGCAUGAUGAGCCUGGACUGUGCCGUGAGUGAAGAGGCUCAACAAUUCCUCGCCAAGAAAGUCCGCAGCGGUCACGCUGCUGGAGCUAGCAGCCUCAGGUGGGUGCAUCGGAACUGGGACCAAGUCAUCGAUCCCUGGGGUGGGGACGGUCGCAGAAGUUAUCUGGCAACCAAGCCCUCGGAAGAGGUGGAGGGGACGCAGGAAACGGACGGCCGGUACUCGAGGCCAUCCCCAAGCCUGAUGGGAACCAGUCUUCGCAUUAUCGGCCUCAACCCAACCGACACGGGAGUUUAUGCCUGCGUUUAUAUGAAUUUCAACGCCUCUAACAGUUUGCGAAUCGACCUAAGAGAGACUAGACUCGUCAGUAUACAUGCUCUUCGGGUUACAGAGAGGAAGCGAAGCGAGGGGACCCAGGGUAACACAACGAGUGCAGAGGAGGAAAGGGGAAGUUUUUUCGACGCCUGGACGUGGCACCUCUACAAGUUCACUGACAGCCAACCUGAUGAAGUUGUCUUCCAGGGUAAUCCUGUUAAAGACCUGAGCGCUUCAAUAUAA
Molecule: messenger RNA, 702 nt
Organism: Spirometra erinaceieuropaei
Lineage: Eukaryota; Metazoa; Platyhelminthes; Cestoda; Diphyllobothriidea; Diphyllobothriidae
Source: the annotation of a GenBank genome assembly